AUGUUUGCCUUCGACCAAGCCGCACUACCCCAACUCACAACCCGUAAGGCUCUCAUCCUGGUUGACUUUCAAAACGACUUCCUUGAUCCUGUUGAUGGCGGGCUGCCUGUCACCCAUCCAAAAGGAUUUGUCGAUCGCGCAACCAAGAUUGCAACCGCUUUUCGCUCGGUGGGAGAUGUCAUCUGGAUUCAGUCCCAGUUCGACAAAGCCCGUUCAGUUGAGAGCGACCAGAUAGUGUUAUCUGAGAAGGGACCUGUAUUGCGGCCCGGACCUGCCCAAAGCCGCAGGAAAAACGUCACAGCUGAGGCUUCUACUGAUGACUCACUGGAUCAUGAGGCCUUUCUGAGUCAUGGGGAGCCUCUUUGUGUGAAGCCUUCGCACGCAGGGUGCAGCAUGCCUCUAGCCGUUGCGGAGGCCGUCCAAAAGAGUGAUAUGAAAUUGACAAAGUCAUAUUACUCCGCGUUUCAUGGCACGCAAUUACUACGCGCAUUACAGGGCAAGAUGGUCAUGGAAGUUUUUAUCUGUGGCUCCCUGGCCAAUAUUGGCGUCUACGCCACCGCCAUGGACGCCGCAGGUCAUGGGAUGGCUAUUACGGUCAUAGAAGACUGUUGUGGCUAUCGUCAUGAAUCUAGGCGGGCAGCGGCUAUAAAAAGCCUCGUCGAACUGACCGGUUGUGAGAUUUUAUCCUCGAAAGAGGUUCUCAGUACUUUACCUUCAACUCCGUCGGUGAUUGGAGCCUCCAAGAAAGCACCAAAUACGCCAUCCGCUCCGCGAGCAAAAGCGGCUGGUGCCAGUAGUGAUAAGGAUAUUGUACAGUCGCUUCUGGAACUCAAGCUCGAUCCCAGCUCACCUGGCCCUGCUACCACUGUGAAUGAACCAAAUCCGAAGCCCACCUCUAAGACGCAAUCUCAAAAUCCCGAGAAGGAUAACGUGCAAACGAAGAAGACAGAUAUGGAACGCCAAGCGACAACUGAGGGUGGCACGGCGGAACAUGCUAAACCAGCUACCACGCUUGCUGAUUACGAAAGCAAAAGCGAUUCCUCCCCCAAACAAAAGCUUUGUGAGGGCGAUGCCGAUGUCAUUCUCAAUGCGCUGCCAAGUAGUUUAGCGGAUGAAGCUUUUGAAAAGCUUGAAAAGGAGGUACAAUGGCAAAGGAUGUCACACCAGGGCGGUGAGGUUCCCCGACUUGUCGCUGUUCAAGGCGAGGUGGGCGAAGAUGGCACCAUGCCAGUCUAUCGUCAUCCCGCUGAUGAAUCUCCACCACUGCUUCCAUUCUCUCCAACCGUCAAAGCCAUCAAAGCCGAAAUAGAGAAGCAUCUCGGCCACCCCCUGAACCAUGUCCUCAUUCAGUUUUAUCGCGAUGGAAAUGACUAUAUUUCCGAGCAUAGCGAUAAAACCCUGGAUAUUGUCAAGGGGUCAUACAUUGCCAACGUCAGUCUUGGGGCGGAAAGAACCAUGACUCUUAGAACUAAGAAGCUGGAAAAGGAUCUUUCUGAAGAGGCGUCCAAUGAUGGAAAGCGAAAAAUCGAACGUGCUAAACUCUCGCACAAUUCACUCUUCAGGAUGGGCUUGCAGACAAAUAUGAAAUGGCUGCAUGCCAUCCGACGAGACAAGCGAGCAGACCGUGAUAGGUCACCUGCCGAGCUGGCUUAUUCAGGCCGUCGUAUAUCUCUCACGUUCAGGCAUAUCGGCACAUUCCUCGAUCGUGAUGAGAUUAUUAUCUGGGGCCAGGGGGCAACUGGCAAGACUCGCGCCUCUGCACAUGCGAUAAACAAUGGCCAGAGCCCUGAUGCUGUGAAGAUGAUUCAGGCGUUCGGUAUGGAAAACCAUUCGUCGGAUUUUGACUGGCAGGCGCAUUACGGCCGCGGCUUCGACGUGUUGCAUAUCAGCAACUCUCCAAGAUUCUUUGCCUCUGAGGAUCCUGUAAUCAACAUGCGCAUUGCGCUCAUGUUGGCCGAGCUUGGUAUUAAGUUUGCCAAGGGCAGCAUGGCUUCUGGCAACGAUCUCCGCAGCGGCGAUCAAACCAACCUGCCAGCGUUCUGGUCUCCGCCUGUAAAAUUCGUUGACAACGAUGCUGCUAGGUCCGUUGUUCAGGGUGACAUUGCAAUCAUGCUCUAUCUGCACUCCCGCUACGGGCCCGGCUCCGCUACCGAUGCAGAAUCCGCUGCUCACGGUCCAGAAAAGCUUGCGAGGCUAUUCAGCCAGAUGCAGCAAGGGCUGAACCUAUUAUACACCUGGCGGCAACUGAAGAGCGAUGGGGAUCCCGAUAGUCGAGCAUUGCCUGGGAAGUUGAAGCAGGAGCUUGGUGUUUGGGACGACUACAUCGCUGACAACUUGAAACACAAACGUCCUCCAUAUCUUUGUGGAGACAAAUUGACCCUUCCCGACUUUGUCGUAUGGCCCGUCUUGUACUCCAUCGUAGAAGAAUAUGGCCUAGAUGUAGCAUUCAAGGGUCUAGAUGGAUUACGAACAUAUUAUGAAACUGUUCGACGGUUGGAUAUUGUUGCCACGGCUGUGGGAAAUCGAUAAUUUCCUGGGCCUGCAAGGAGAAGGCAUAUUUUCUGUGCUUCCCAGUAUGUUGAUAUUUUGUUUCCUGAAUACCCAGUAGUUUGGGCCUUUUCUUUUGCCUGACCUUGUUGAAUGGUCGAAUGGUAACGUUUGGAUUCAAUG
This is a messenger RNA of Trichoderma virens Gv29-8, 2670 nucleotides long. RefSeq lists its product as uncharacterized. NCBI's taxonomy places the organism in Eukaryota, Fungi, Ascomycota, Sordariomycetes, Hypocreales, Hypocreaceae. The transcript has a single exon. Bases 1 to 2529 code for a protein of 842 amino acids. Gene Ontology annotation, biological process: DNA alkylation repair; DNA repair. The record is from RefSeq and is a predicted model, not a curated record. Gene Ontology annotation, molecular function: dioxygenase activity. Gene Ontology annotation, cellular component: nucleus.